Musca domestica (house fly) is the source of this 18601-nucleotide messenger RNA. Its product is annotated as microtubule-associated protein futsch. The transcript is spliced from 7 exons. The coding region runs from base 623 to 18037 and encodes 5804 amino acids. Lineage: Eukaryota; Metazoa; Arthropoda; Insecta; Diptera; Muscidae. The record is from RefSeq and is a predicted model, not a curated record. Gene Ontology annotation, molecular function: protein binding.
ACAUUACAUUCGGCUUUCGGAAAGCGGCGUCAUUGUGUAUUUGUGUGCAGAAAAAAAUCUCUGAAGGCAAUAUGAGAAAAGAUAAAAAUUCCAAUACUAAAAAAAUUUCCAAUGAAGUAUUUUACAAAAAAGUGCAGUGAUUAAGAUAUAAAUACUAAAGUUACUCAAUAAUCAAAUGGAAUUUAUAAGAAAUACGUGAAAUAAAUGCAAAAAUUUCUAAACCUUUGCCGACCAGAGAAGAAAAAUUUACAUGAAUACAAGAAGAAAAAACUUUCUAUACUCGUUUUCCAUUUACUUCGACGGCUUCGGUCUUCGUGGGUUGCCUCCUUGCGAAAUAGAAUAAAGUUUUUUUUUGCAAAUGCGGCGAACGCUGUACACACACACAAUUACAUGCAAGAUAUCAAAAGUGUAAAUGUGACGAGAUAAAAUAAAAACAGGAAGUUUUGUAAUAACAAGAUUUGUACAAGGAAAAAGAAAGAAAAAAAUAGUAUCCUGUUUUUUUUUUAACCAAGGAAAAGUAUAAUAAAACUACAAAAACAAGAAUAUUUAGUGGAAAAGUUACUAUAUAUCCUUUGUGUCUAGCAAGGACCAAGCCGCUGCUGCAUUUCUACUUUCCGUAAAAAUGACGCUUGAAGGCGCUAAAUUUGUAUGUCUCGAUGAGACCGGCAAUCAUGACAGAAUUAUUUUGGCCAAAGGCCGUAAAUUUUCUGUUGGCCGCUAUACAACUUGUGAUUUGAUAUUGGAUGAUGUACGAGUAGAGAAUGUACACUGUGCCAUUGAAGCCGAUGCCUUUGGAAGGAUAACCAUACGGAAUUUCAGUACAGACUAUCCUAUUUCAAUAAAUGGCGAGGUGGUGCAAAAUAAACAAAAUUUAUUUAAUAACACCAAAAUUGAAAUUUUGGAUAGAAUGUAUUUAUGGGAAUUUGAUAAUAAAAAUUCCACAAAAUGUGAAGAUUCCGAAGGUACAGAUGUAUCGACUCCGCAAAAACAAAUAGGCAUACCCAAACCGUCGGCAUUUUCCAGUCCGGCUGCAAAGAAUACGCAGAAACCUGCCCCCAGGCUUACCGUUCACAAUUUUGCCUAUUGCAUACAAUCGGAUGAGGAGGGAAAUACAUCAAUUGAAUCCAACGCCGAAAAACCCACUGCCGAAAUUGAACUAGUAGCAGACGAAGAAGUUAAAGAAUCACCUCAAAAAACUGCCGCAGAAGAGAAGCCAGCAACAGGUGAAGAGGAGGAAGAAGCUGCUACCAUAAUGCUGCCGACCACAGAAGAAACAGGGCGUGAGGUAACGCCCGAACCUGAAUUGAAAACAUUACCAACCGCCGAAGUACAAGAAACCCCAAAAAUGAAUUUAAUCAAUUGUACCAACAACAAAGAGAACUCUGCCAGUACGAAAAAGAAGAAAAAUCUACAUUUAUCAUUGUGCCAUCAAUCGGAUGUGGUCAUCACAUCCUUUUCACCACGUGAAGCGGGAGUUAAAAUUGAGAAAUCCUUUACGGCCAUACUUAAGCCAAAGGUGCUGGUCACUAGGGCUCCCAAUACACCGAAAAGUGUCUAUAGUACACCAAAAAGUGUACUAAACGAUGAUGAUGACGACGAUGGGGAAAUGGAUAAAAGUAAAGAAAUACUUAGCUUUCAAACACCCUCCACAUCACGCAAAGUUGCAGCGACAACGGGUGGCAAGAACAACACAUCAAUGCAUUUAGUGGAUUUUACCACACCGACUAAACUGGCACCGGUGUCAAGUCCCUUUUUGAAAUCUGCUUUAAAGGCCUCUGCCAAAAAGCUGCCCCUUACGCCAAAGGGAAAUAGACAAAACAAAACAGCUACAGAGGAGAACCUGGGCCUCGGCACAUUGCUUUCCACGCCUGUGGUGAGUGAAGACGACCAAAACAGAUUAGAAACACCCAGUUCUGUACUGUCUGUUAUCAGUGUAGAUUCCACCGAUACGUCCAGUGUUAUAGAGGUAUUAAGUGAUGAAUCUACACCUGGUAUCAAUGCAAAUGUUGUAUUGAAGACACCUGGUAAAACUGAGGCUGGAAAAGCGCAAGCCACCACACCAAUGAGAACACCCCAGUCCCUAAUGAAAAGAGCAAUUUUGACAAGUACAAAGAAACAAAUGAACACACCACAGAGAACGGAAGCCGGUGCCACCACAACAUCGCGCAGAGAGCCCAUAAAUCGUAUACCUUUGCGCACAAGCAUAGGGGCUCUACGAUCACCUGUCACACCUAAAACUCCCGCCGCAACAGAAACAGCACCGCCAUCGCGAAGAAUAAGUAUGUCAACUCCUUCUCGAAAAAGUUUUCCAGCCAAGAGAUUUGAGAGCACACCACAGUCCAGCUCAAAUUCUGGUGCCUCAACUACUACUACACCAACAAGAUCCACCAGACGCUCUUCACUUAUACCUAUGUCCGCUAGUCGGGCACAAACAUCAACACCCCUUAGCUAUGCCAAUCGAAAAUCAACCUGUAAAACAUCGCCCCUCAACAAGGUGCGCAAGUCAGUGGGCGGCGUGCCACUUUCAUCGCAUAUCUCCAAGGCGAGGCGCUCAAUUAUAGCAGCAUCUCCGGCCAAAUUCACUUCCAUCAAAGAGAAAUCACCCCAGCAAAUGAUGAGUGAUCGCCUGGUAACUAGGGCUCGAAAAUCCCUGUGUGUAACACCCAGUAUUUCCAAGCCCAUUAAUGUGGCCCAGGUGUCUAAGACACCGGGAGGAGGGCGUACACCCAGCAUUUUAAAGAGAACACCCAUGGCUGGUAGAAAAUCCAUGGCAGCAGCCACACCAACGCGUUCAGUAUUAUUUGCCGCCGAUAAACAAAAGGCAAUGUUGAGUGACAAGCCAGAUCGAAGUCUUACCUUUAUUGUUGACUCAGAUGAUGAUGAUGAUGGAGAUGAGGAGAAGACAAGUGGUGGGGCAAUAAAAACGACAACCCCCUUGAAUGUAACAUUCUCCCCCGAAAAGGAGGUGGAAAUCAAAAGUUUGGAAACACCAAUUGAUGUUGAGGAGUUGACGGCGUCUGGUAAAAUGGAAAAAGAAAAUGAUUAUCCAGCUCAGCAAAGCAACAAAGCAGGAGCAGAGGAAAUGGGAGAACAAGAAAAUAAUUCCCAGGAAGACUCAAAGGCAAUGGCUGUUUGUGCCUCAGAGGAAAGCUUUGCUGAAAUUGUGGACAAUUCCCGAGAUGAAAACAUAUCUCCAAAGAAAAACUCAACACAAAUUGGAGACAAUGAGCAAAGCGAUUCGAAUUGUGAGGAAAUAGCAAAAGAUGCAUCGAAGAAAUCUGAGGAAAUUGAAACUGGGUUUGGUGAAGAAUCUGUGGUAGAAUCAAAAGAAGACUCGAAUGCGGAAGAUGUUCCGAAGAAAGAUGAUGAGGUGAAUGUGGGUGAUGAUGAUAGUGAGGAACCCCAAGCCGUCAGUGUGAGACGUGUGUCCAGUGAUGUAGUGGAAAUUGUGGAACCCAUGGCUACGAGUCUCAGAAGAAUGUCGAGCGAUGUGAUUGAGGUAUUCGCAGAACCACCCCAAUCUGUGAGCGUACGACGGAUAUCCAGUGAUGUUAUUGAACUCGAUUCCACAGCCGAUUCAGAGAAAUCUAUAAAUAAUGUUGGUACAGAAGCUGUAGAAGCAUCAACAUCACCUUCAAAGCCCCUAUAUAAACCAAUUUGUGAAGAUAUUACCCUUGAAGGUUCAUUACUUGAGCAGAAUCAAACACAUGAUUCCAUCAUAGACAAAGUCAUCAAAGAAGAAGAGAAGUCAACUAAUGAUUUGUCCCAAGUACAAGAAGAACCCGAUACCACAGAAGAAUAUGAAAAUCAAACCACUCAACAACUGAAUACCGAAAAGACUGAACAAGAAAAUCAAAAUAAUUCAAAUGAAGAAGUCAAUUCUGAGAAAGAUCUUUCUGAAAUAGUUCCUAAAGAGACUGAAGAUUUGCCUCUGGAAUCUGAAAACUUGCUCAAGGAGUCUGAGGAUAUUUCAAAAGAAAAUCCUGCUUCCAAGGAGAUUGAAGAUUUGCCUAAGGAAACUGAAAAUCAAGCCAAGGAGGGUGGAAAUGAAAUUGUUUCCAAAGAAAAUGAAAAUUCGUCGAAGGGAAAUGAAACAGUUUCUAAAGAAAGUGAAGAUGCUACCCAGGCAACUGUAAGUGAUUUCGCAGAAACGGAAGAAGAUCAUGAAGAUUUCCCUAAAGAGAAUGAAGCUAUUGUAAGCACAACUGAAGGCAAUGAUGUAUCUGCAAUUGUAGAAACUUCAUUCGUUGAGGAAGCCCCAGAAAGCAAUGAAGCGGAAAACGCUGAAGGUGUUGAAGAAUUGGCAAUUUUGGACAAAUCUACUGCUCCCGAAGCCCCAGAUACAGAAGAAACCGCUGAAGGAAAUGAAAAAUCUACUGAAACAGGAGAAGAAGCCACUGAAAAACAUGCGGUCAUAGAAACAGAAGUAUCUUCUAAACAAAUUGAAAAUAAUGAAAAAAUAGCUGAAGAAAGUGAAGCCACUGAAGAAUCUGCUGUCAUAGAAUCCGAAGUCGAAGAAGCUCCGCAAAAUAUUUCAAUCACUCUAGAUUCUUCUGAACAAAUUGAAAACACAUCUGCUUCAAACAGCAAAACUUUUGAGCAGGAGGUUGAAAACAUCGAAUUGGCUGAAAGAGAUUCUGAUGUUACCACAGAUAAGCUAUUGGAAGAAAUCGAAGAUGUCCUUAAUAAAUCGGAUGAAAUUCAACAAAAACAUUUUGAACAACAAGAUGAUGUCGAGAGCAUAAAUACCCUAACAGAGGAAAAUGAAAGUUUAAGGCUUACACAGGACACCGUUUCCACGGAUUAUCAAGAAACUGAUGUGGAGGAGGCUAAAGCGGAAGAAACUUCUUCAACCAUUCUCGAGGAAGAUAACCAAAUAAACGUUCCUCAGUCUGGCGAAAAAUCAACGGAAAUUUCCAAGGAAAGUCUAUCAGAAUCAGAAGUUUUGGUAGAUCCAAACUCUGCUGGAAAAGAAAUAGAACUUGAUAGCCAGGAAGCAAAUACUGAAGUUUCUAAUAAAGACGAGGAACCACAACCUUCCUCUGACGAAAUCCCAGCAAAUAAUGUGGAAGGUACAGGCGAAGAAUUGAAUACUGAAGAUACUAAUGAAGAGAUUACUUCCAACGAAGUAGAAGAAGAGACUUCAAAAGAGAAAACUCCGGGCUUGGAAGAAGAAAAUGUGAUUGUUGCUACCCAGGAAGCAGAGGAAUCAAACAAAGAUGUUCUCAACCAGGAAGAUAACAAAAUUUCGAAUGAGAAUGAAACCUCGGAAGCGCCUAAAACUCCAUGUGAGCUGGAUGUUCCUAAUAAAUCUGAAGAUGAUGAAAAGGUCGAUGACUUAGCAAUUGGAACGGUGGUUGCAGAACAAUCCAACUCUGAUAGGUUGGAAAAAAGUGAAAUUCCGGAACCUCUUUCAACAGAAAAGACUGAUGAUAUUGCUUCCACGGAUGCACCCACUGAAAAUAACAAAGAAGUUCAAAACCUAGAAUCAUCAUCUAGAGGUGAUGACGAGAAAAUGUCAUCCGCCUCAAAAGAUAUUAUUAGCAAUAAACUAAUUGAAAAUCAAACCAUCGGUACGCGUACACCCAAGCGACGCAGUCGACGUGCAUCAAUGUUAACUGAAAAUACAACAACAGAUGAUGGUAAAGAAAAUCUGGAAAUAUCUCUGCAAAGUGUUGCUCAAAAAUUAGCCGAAGAACAAAAAGAAACACUCGCUCUAACACCAAGACGUAGUUCUCGUCGAAAAUCAACAGCAUCAACAGAAUCUACAGAUGAAAGUCAGAAUGAAGUUAAAGCCUUACCCACAUUCACACCCAGACGUAGUGCCAGGCGGGCUUCAAUGUCUGCGGAAACUACAUCGUACACACCCACCGCCAAGAAAACAAGAAGAGCUUCCUUAUCGGCUGUAAGUGAAACACCAUUGACACCAAAACGUAUAACACGCCGAAGGUCUUCCAUAUCUUUGGAAACGGAAGAAAUAAGCCAGGUGGUUCUGGAAGAGCCAACGACAAGUUCUUCUGAAGUUGCGACGGAACCUAUUGUGGAGACAGCACAUGAAGACAUGGGUGCUAUAAUUGAAGAAGAGGAGGAGGAGGCAGAAGAAAUUUUGGAUAAGUCAAAGAAAGAGUUGGGCGAUAAAAAGGAGGAGAUUACAGCACAUGGACAAGAGGAGGCGGAUAAUGGUGAUAAAAUCGAAUCCAUAAGUGAAACAACAGAAGAAGAAAAAGCUUCCGCAGUGUCAUUGGAAGAUAAAGAAAUUCCGAGAUCUGAAGAACCAGUGGUAGAAAGCAAUGAAACUUCCAAUGGAGCUGUUAAUGAAAAUGUUGCCAGUUCUAAUGAUAAACAAGAGGAAAUUAUUUCUAGCGAAAGUACGCCUCAAUCAGACGAAGUAGACGAAAUUAUUUCUAGCGAAAGUACAUCUCAACCAGACGAGGAAGAUAUAAAGGAUGUGACAAGGGAAAAAAAUGUUGAAGAUAUCGAUUCUGAAAAUAUUGUCGAAGAUAUUGCACCGGAUGAAGAUAUGCAAACUCUUUUGAUUUCGGAUGAUGAUGAGCAAUCCGUAGUCGGUGAUGUUGUUGAACGAACUGUUGCCGAAGUUGACGAUAGCGCAGAUACUAAAACACCAAUAAAGAAAAAAUCGGUAAAAAUAGCUGCUGAUGUAAAUAGCCCCCGAACACCGGCUAUGGCGGGAAUGCGUGAAUUGCUCAAGACGCCUAAACCAGAACAGGAUACACCAACCUUUAGAGGUUUACGUCAUUUGGUGCGAACACCAAAAUCAAAACCCGAAGAGACGGAGGAAGAAGAGCAAGAAAAGUUGCAAAAUAUACAGGAAUUAGUUAAGACACCACUAAGUGAAAAGGCAAAUAAUGUUACUGACGAAGAAGAUGAUGUUGUGGAGAUUCCAGAGAAUGAAGAAGAAAUGAAAAAUUAUCAAGGUGUGAAGGAAUUACUUAAAACACCCAAAACAUGUAGCACGCCACGUUUUAAGGGUAUGCGUGAAUUAAUGCAGACGCCCAAAGUGAGUACAACCCCAGUUUUGGGUGGAGUAAAGGAACUUCUGGAGACUCCUAAACAAGGUAUGGCCGCAGAAGAAGAUGAAGAGGUGCCUAACUCUUCAACUGUUAACAAGGAGCAGGAGGACGAAAAUAUAGAGGUCGCUACUCCCACUACACAGAUUAACAAGGAUCAAGAGGGAGAGGACAAGGAUUUACAAACAAAAGGUGUAAGAAAAUUACUGAAAACACAAAAACCCUUGGGUACCCCGCAACUGAAAGGCAUGCGUGAACUUAUGCAAACACCAAAAGCACCUGGAACGCCUGCGCUGGCAGGUGUAAAAGAACUUUUGGAAACACCCCAAGGAGCAGAGCUUCCUACGAAACGGGUUAGUGAAGAAGAUGAAAAUGCACCCGAAUCCUAUGAAACUCCACGAUUUAAGGGUAUGCGAGAGCUUAUGCAAACACCUAAAGCUAGUGCCACCCCUCUAUUAGGUGGCAUUAAGGAAUUAAUGGAUACACCCACAGUAGAAUCAUCGCAGCAAGAAAUUGUUGUAGCUACAGCCAUGUCGUCCACUGGCGAUGUGGAGCAGGAGGAUCAGGACAUCGAUGUAAGAGGGGUUAAGGAGUUGUUGAAGACUCCUAAAACAUCAGCAACUCCACGUUUCAAAGGUAUGCGAGAACUUAUGCAAACUCCCAAGAUUUGCACCACUCCAGCUCUGGGUGGUGUGAAAGAACUCUUGGACACAACAGAACAGGAACAACAAUCAAUAAGGGAAGAAGAAGCUGAGGCAGAAAUUGAUAACGAAGUUCCCAGUACAUCACCUGCCAAAAAUGAAACUGUUUCAAAUGAUCUUAAAGGUGUUAAGGAAUUGUUGAACACCCCCAAGACCUGUAGUACACCACGUUUUAAGGGUGUGCGUGAACUUAUGCAAACUCCCAAACAGGCAACAACACCAGCUUUGGGUGGUGUGAAAGAACUUUUAGAAGAAAAAGACGAAGAACAGGAGGAAAAUAAUUCAGCUACAACUUCAUCUGCUGCCGAAAAUGCUGGCCAAGAACUGAGAGGAGUUAAAGAGCUGCUGAAUACCCCCAAAAGUUGUAGUACACCACGUUUUAAGGGUAUGCGUGAACUAAUGAAAACACCCAAAGUCGCCUCCACACCAAUUCUUGGUGGUGUCAAAGAAAUGAUGGAUACUCCAAAACCCCAACCGAGCGAUAAUGUGGAUACAAAUCUUGAUCGAUUCCUUAAGACACCAACUGCCAAGAAUAUAAUGAUACCAACGACGCCCUCAAGUGCAGUCAUCCAAAAGAGUGAAGACUCAGUGGAAAUGGUACAUUCCACGGAAUAUGAUUUGAAUGCUACACUCAAUGAUGAGACGGGCUCUGGCAAUUUGGAACAGUUGUUUAAAACCCCAGUGGUGUCACGUUUCGGCAAACGUAUAACAGACUCAUUUGGCGAAGUGGAUGAAGUUGUCGGCACCGAGUCGGAAGAAAAUCAGGAAAUAAAUGAAAUUUCCAAUAUCCAAACUCCUGUGGCAAAGAGUUUGCCAAGAAAAUCGCUGUUACUUAAAACACCCAAUGUACAAUCACCCUUUACUGCGGCUGAUGUUUUGUCGGAUCUAUCUAAAACGGAGGUUGAAGAGUGGGCAGAUCAAGUUGAUCCUUUACAACAGACUCUAGGCUCCGAAAUAGAUGCAGAUGACAAUGAUGAUGUCCAUGAACUCACUGAUACAAGGGCGGAAGAUCUCAAUGAAUCCGUUGUAGAACUGGAUGAUGAUUCGGUGUGUGUGGUGCCUGAAACCUGUACAAAAUCUGAAACCAUGGCAAAUAAAUCUGAAGCAAUGAUAAAUUUAAGUUCUGUGGCCCUAACCUCUUCCAAGGAUCCUUUGUCAACAACAGCUUCAAAACUUGUGCAAAGUGAAAAACGUCCUCGCACACCAAUCAUUGAUGCUGCGGAGGCUGAUAUCAGUGGCAUCAAUUUGCUCGAUCAAACUGGUGAAUCGGCCUUGGAUGGUUCUCUGGUUGUUAGCGAUGAUGACAAUGAUGAAGCUGAAGUUGCAAAUAAGACUCUACAAGAUUCUCCAAGGGCUGUAAAUGAAGCCGAAAAGGAAGAAGAGGAUGAAGAAGUCAAGGAUGUAAAUAGAACAUUGAAAACCACGUUAUGUGAAGAGGGUAAUGAGCUGUCCGAAUCAUUAUUGAUCAGCAGUGACAGUGAGGAGAAUGAGAAGGAUACAGAUGAAAAUUUGGAAACACAAGAUGGAAACGAAGAAUUUUUGGAAAAGGAGAAAGUUUCAGAAAAACCCGAGAGCACUGAAAUCUGCAAUGAUAUUGAGGUUGUUGCAGGAAAGGUGGAAGAUUCGGACAAACCUGAGAGCUCUGAAAUCCACAAUGAUAUUGAGGCUGUAACAGAAAACAAAGAAGGCCCUUGCGAAAUAGUGGAAGUUCAUGAAGAUGAGAUUGCGGAAGUUGCCGAAAAGGAUGAAAAAGAAGUGUCAGCGAAUGAAAAUUCCAAUGAAACGGACAAAACUGUGAACGUGCCAAGUGAAUCUGAUGUCGUGGUCCCAAGGAAGAGUAUAGCAAAAACUCCAAGCAUAGAAUGUGAAGAUAUCUUUUUGGAUGAUUCUAUUGAUGAAGAGGUUAGCAGUUCUUUAGUCCAAGUGGAAAGUGUUCUUGAAAUUGAUACGACAGAUAAAAGCCAAGCAAUAAAUAGCAACCAAGAGACAGAAAUAAACGCACCAAGCGAAGAAAUUCCGAAUAAGGAAAAAGGAAAUGACCUAGAAAAAGAACCAAAUAAACAUGAGAAUUCUGAAGAAGCAGAGAAAACGAAGCAGCCUUCUAAUUCUGAACUCAUCGAAAAAUCUGCCGAGAAAGAAUCUCCUCAAAGCAAUAAAUCCAAUGUUUCCGUAAAAGAAAAUGAAGAUAUUUUCAUGGAUGACUCCAUUAAUGAUGUUUCUGAACAAGACAUUGAAAGUCAUGUGGAAUCAUCAUCUGAUGUGGCUCAUGAGCUGGAGAGUAGAAACGUGGAAUCAUCUACAAAGUCAGCUGAAGAAGAUUCCCAAAGGGCAGAAAUUUCAUCAACAUCAGCUGAGAUAAAUGAACUUGAAACCUCUACUGUGGACGAUCAAGCUUCAGCCGAAGAAGACCCGGCGAGUAAUACAGACAAACUGGAGGAAAUAUCUGAUGUGGUGGCUUCCAAUGAAAUUACAAGCUCAGAAGUGUCACCAUCAAUUGAAAAACCCAUUGAUGAAACAAGUGAGCCUGUAACACAGCCAGAAGAAAUUUCUCUUUUGUCGGAAGAAGAGAAAGCAGAAGAAGUAGAAGAAAAAUUCCCAGAAACAUCAGAAACUUCCAAUUUGCCUGAAGCGAAGAAAGAAGUUGAAAAUAUUGCCAAAGAUUCAGAAUUGGUUCCAGAAUCUGCAGAAACAUUGGAGGAAAAAUCUGAGACCUCCAUAAGGCAGGAUUCAGCUCCCGAUGGAGAGGCUGAGCAAUUGAAUGAAGCCGAAGAAGAGCAGAAAACUACAACAUCAGAUACUGAAGUUCUUUCAGAAUCUUUGAGGGCUGAGCCAGAACAGUUGCAAGAAACCGAAAAAGAAAAACCAGAUGAUACAUCAGAUAUUUCGGAACCUUUGAGAGCGGAUAAAGCUGAGACAGAAGAAAAUGAAAGGGAAAAUUCCUCAAUCCAAAUUGCUGAAAGCCCAGAAUGUACAGAAGUUAUUGAUUCCUCGGUAAAUACAGCGUCUGUAUUAGAACUUGAUGAAGCCAUUGGCAACGUUGAAGAAGAUGAACGGAAAACGGAAUCUGAAAAUGUUGUCUCUACAUCAACUGAAGAAGCUGCUGAGGCAGAGGCAGAACAAACUGCCGGCAAGGAUAAUGUUGUGGAAGCUGAAUCUGAAGAUUUGGUAUCUACGUCCAUUAAGGAAUCCACUGAUGAAGUUUCAACCACAGAAAUUGCAGAGAUAAAGAAACAGGAAAGUAUUGUGCCUGAAAAUGACCACAUAGUUCCGAAUUCCGAAAAAUCAGGUGCUUCCGGGCCGGAAGGUUUUGAAAAGAGCCAUAAUGAAGCUGAUGAUAUUUCUAAAGAAUCUGAAGAAAAUCUUAAAGUUUCGGAAGAUAAGAUUUGCGAAGUUGAAAAGGAAACAUCUGAAAUUUCUAGCCCAUCUCCCGCCGAAGAAGAAUCUGAAUUGCAGUUGAAAAAGUCAGCUGCUGAUGUUUCUAAAUCUCAGGAGACAAUUGAAACCGAUGAGUCUAAAUCUGUAGAACCUCAACCUGCUGAUGACGAAUCAAUUUCAAAACAAAUUGAUGAGCAAUCAGAAUUUCUUCCCCAAGAAGAGGGUGAUGCUCAAGAAACCAUAUCUGAGGAUGUCAAACCCGUAGAAAUUGAAGAAAUUUCCAUAGAAUCUGAAGAGCAAGAGAACUUUACAGCGGAAACAACACCUCAAGGCCAAGAUACAAACGAAAUUGCCAAUGAGCCAGAUGUAUCUACACAAUCUGAGGAGAAACAGGAGACCACUGCAGAUGCUAUUCAAACUGAUGCCACUGAGACGAGACCUGAAGAAGAAUCCCAACCUACAGAGGCGGAGGUUAUGUCUGAAAAAGCUGAGGAGGUGGCUCAAACUGCAACUCAGUCUGAAGCUGCAGAACUCCCAGGUGUUAUUCUCAACGAGAAUGUAUCCCAGGAACUGCCAGAAGCAGCAGAUAAGGAACAACCAGACGUAACUGUAGAAUGUUCUGUAACCCAAACGGUAUCAUCAUCCGAUGCUGCCAUGGAAAAGGCCUCUUCUUCCGAAUCUACUGAACACCAACAAGAGACGGUGAAAACUUAUGAUAUUGAGGUUACAAUUAAAGAUAAGCCUGAAACUGUGGAAAAGCCGCAAGAAAUUGCAGAUCAUGUAGAGCAUGACACACCUAAACCUAGAAAACGUGCAGGACGCUCGCGUAAAGGUUCCCAGUCUAGUGUGUGUUCGAAUGAUGAUGUCUCUGAGCUGCCGGCAAAAACUAACCGAACACGUAAAAAUUCAAAAACCGAGGAGGUGGCAUCCAAGAGUGGAACACAAGUUGUUGGAGAACUACCCCCUGUUGUGGAAAUCGUUGAAGAAGUUUCUGAUAAUAAGGAGCAGCUUAAAGAAGAAGCUCUAAGUAAAAAAGAUAUUCUCAAUGAGGAAACCUCACAACAGCCUCAAAGCGAAGUAGAACCUAGUAGGUCUUCCCAAGAGCAACAAGAUCAGCUGGAGAAAAUUGCGGAAGAAUCUAGAAAAGAGAAAGAAAUUCCAUAUACUACUCCAAAAGAAGAUGAAGAUGAGAAAGUGGGUGCCUCGGAAGAACUUGAAGGUGCUCCUGAAACAGUACAGGAAGAGAAAUAUGCAAAUGAAGAAGAAAAGCAAAAGGAAACGGAAUCAGAAAAAGAACAUCACAAUGAGGCCCCAACAACAGAGGAUGUUGUGGAAAAUCCGGAAGAAAAAGAAACUCAACAGCCGAAAAAGUGUACCAAACGUACACAGAGUCGAAAAGCCAGCUCGGAUUCUGUACAUUCCGAAGAUGGUGGAAGUUCGAAACGAAGAAUUGGUGGUCAACGUAAACGUGGUCAUCUUGAAAAGUGCGACGAAGAAACGGAUGAAACUUCGGAGCCCACAAACAAACGUAGCAAUCGUUUAGCACAUGAAAAAGAAGAAGUACCAACCGUUGAAAUUUCGGAGGAACAUCAAACGACAAAAUCUAAACGAGGUCGUAGAAAGGCUAGUCAAGAUUCUCAACACAGUGAUGAGGUUGAAACUUCCCGAAACCAAGAUGCCAACAGUGCAUUGGAUAAAAUCACUGAGGUUGAAGUUUCUUCAUCUUUCCACGAUCACGAAGAGAAAUCUUCUGCUACCAAUGAACAUGUUUCCGAGGAAGUAGAAAAGAUUGCCGAAGAAGAAAAGUCUCAGGCUCUUUUGACUUUCGACAGCAAUGACAAGGAAUUGAAAACAACAGAAGACUUAGAAAUGAAACAUGAAACUGUAAACCAAUCAGAAGUUCUGCCAGAGAAUACUGAGAAUAAUUUGGAGAAAAUUGAAGAUGUUGUUAGGACUGAAAGUGGUCCGGUAGAGAUCGAGACAGCAGUUUCCAGUGGAGAAGAAAAAAUUCCAACCACUCAAGCCCCCGACGCUGUUCAAGAAAUGGAAACGGAAAGUUCCGAACCAUUAUCCACAGAGAAUAAGGACGAAACUACAGAAGAACCCAAAAUGACAACAAGCAAGCGUACCCGUCGAAAGGCUAGUCAGGAUAAAAAGGAAACAAAGGUAGAACCGAUAUCAGCUAUGGACACAAUUGAGGAGAUCAAAUCAACGGCAGAGACAGUAGAGGAGGAGAAAGUUGAACAUAGAGAAGUUCCUAAACCGGUGGGUAGACGAGGCGGUCGUAAGGCCAGUCGUGAUACGCACGAUGCAAAGGUGGAAAAGAAAACCGAUGGCACAACGAUUUUGGAUAAAAUUGAGGAGAUUCCAACAACUACUGCGGAUAUUAGAGAAACUGAUGUGGUAGUUGCAACUUCCCAGGAAACCAUCAAAGUAUCUGAAAAGGAACUAUCAGCAACUCAAAAAGAUAAUGAAAAAAUUGAGCCCAGUCAAGAUACUCAAGAAGAGGCGAAAUCCUCUGAUACACCUACGAAUUUGGUUGCCAUUGAGGAUAAGGUAUCUACAUCAGAAAUCUCGGCCGAGAAAAAAGAAGAAUCUGUAGAAGAAACAAAAGUGCAAACCAAGACUGUUGUUAAACGUGGUCGACGAAAGCCUAGCCAGGAUACUCAACAUCAAAAGGUUGACACCAAAUCCGAUUCCACACCCGUCGAUUUGGAAGUAAUCGAGGAAAUAUCAACACCAGCCGAGACUGGAAAUACCGAAAAACUUUCAACCCACAAAGCAGAACAAGAACCACCUGCUGAAUCAUUGGAAUCCUCGAAACCUGUAGAAGGCAAGCGAAGUCGCCGUAAGCCAAGUCAAGACACGGAACAUUCAAAAUCAGACAUUAAAACGAAUGUCACCAAAGAUUUGGCCACAAUUGAAGAAACAUCCGGAAUUAAAGAUGAUAUGCCUCAAGAAAUACACAAGGAAGCACAACCGGCUGAAAAAGUGGACGAAAAAGAAAUAUCCAAGGGAACUGAUGAACAAACUUCGGAAACUCAACGUGGUACUAAACGUAGAGGCCGCAAGGCAAGUCAGGAAACACAGCAUUCCAAAACGGUACCGAGUACUGAUACUGCAAUGAAUUUGGAUAAAAUUGCGGAACAUCCAACCACUGAGGCUGAAGAGAAAAUUGAAACCGAAACUGCGGAACACUCACACGCCAAACAUGCCGUGAAUAAGCGCAGUCAUCGCAAAGUCAGUACCGAAGAGACCCAUGAUGCUGCAGAGCCACCCGCCGAAAAGCCACAAAUCGAAGGAAAAGACGUCGCUGACAUAUCAGAAGAAACUAAAGUAGAAGAUGACCACCAAAAGGAUAUUAAAAAGGAAGCUGGUAGCAAACGUACUCGAAGAAAAGCUAGCCAGGACGUAUCGGAAGCUCCUACCACAUCCUCUCGAAGACAUCAUCGUGCAAAGCAUGAAGAAGUUGUCAUACCGGAAGAAAGUGCUAUUCAACCGAGCGAAGAUGGAACUAAACAGGCAACAGCAGUGGAAGCUGGACAAGAGGAAACAACCGAGUCCGUUGCGAAAGCCACAACAGUUGCUGCUACUAAACGUUCACGCCGCAAUGUUGAACUUGAAGAUGUAAGUACUCCACCUGUACGAAAGGCCACCCGUCGAAAAGUUCAUGAAACAGUGACUGAACUUGAAGAACAGAAAGAGGAAGCCACGUCAACUGGAACAGAAGCAGAAGAAAAGGCCACCGAAACAGUGCCAGAAUCGGAGCAAAAUGAUGAGGAAACAACUAAACGAAGCCAUCGUAAAGAUCCACAUCAUCAUGAGGUUGAAAAGGCUGCUGCUGUUCAUAGCACAAGAGGUGGUCGGCGUAAAGCUCCAGUGGCUGAGGUACCAGAGGAAAAACAUAUUGAUCAAGAAGAAGUGCCAUCAAAACAAGAAGAACAACAUAUCAAAGAAUCUUCUCACGAACUUCAUGAAGAUGCUGCGGUGCAUUCGGCGAGAGCAACUGGUGGUCGUCGCAAGGGAAAGAAUGCUGCACAUGAGAAAGAAACGAAAACUAAAGAAGGUGAUACAACAGAUGUGGUAGAGAACCAAGAACAAGAAGCGACUGCAGAACACCCACGUAAAGCAGCUGCUGGUGGGCGCCGUAGGGGAAAGAACGCAGAGGCUCAUGGAGAAGUUUCUAAAGAAACAGAAUCGAAAGAAGCUGAUACCGCAGUGGUUGUGGAAUCACAUGAACAUUAUGAAGACAAUUUAGAACAUCCUCGAAGAGGGGGAGCUGGUCGUCGAAAAGGUAAGAAUGUCGUUGCGCAUGAGGAAAUUCCAGCGGAGUCAAAUGAAGUUGAUACUGUCAAGGACGAUAGUGAAGAACCUACUCAUGAAGAUUAUUCCCGAAAACCAUCUGCUGGCGGUCGUCGUAAAGGCAAACAUGCCACUCAUCAGGAGGAGGUUUCAAAUGAAACGGAAUCAAAAGAAGAUGAUAAAGCCGAGGGCGAGACUGAAAAACCCGACCAUGACCAUGAAGAUCAUCCCGAUCAUCCUCGAAGAGGAGCAGGGGGUCGUCGUGGAGGCAAACAUGUCAUGUCCAAAGACGAGCACAAAACCGAGGUCAAUGAUGACAAUGAGAACAACUCAGAACUUCCUAAAAGAGGAGGAGGUCGUCGUAGAGGAAAACAUACAGCUGAUCAUGAAGACAUUUCCACUGAAAUUCAUCCUCAAGAAGACGGCAAACCUGAAACGACAGCGGUGGAUAGUUCUGAAAAAGUCUCCACAGCUGAACAUCAUAAACCUGGAGAUACUAAUCUUAGGCCAACGAAGAGGGGAGGACGUCAUGCUAAGAAUGAUCAUCACGAUGAUGAUAAGGCCGUUGAGGAUGUUCCUAAAGAUCAUCACGUAGAAGAUGAAGAAGGACUUCCAGCAACGUCAUCUAAACGGACAGCAAAGCGCCAUCACGUUUCUGCCGAGGUCGAAGAACCAGCUAAGCAUCAUCCAAGGCAACGACAUCAUGGAGAAGAACAACAUACCCAUGAAGAAACUAAUGAAAAUGAUGCUGAAAUUAAGGGUGCUGAUGAUGAAAAUAUUCCUAAAGCCAAGGCUACAAGACGUAAAGGAGCUGUUCAUCAUGAGGAUGAUACAAGUGUCAUAAAACCCAAAAGAGGUCGUAGGGCACAUGAAGAGCAACCACAGGAAGAGGUGCAACACGAAACAGAAAAGGAAGAGGAACACAAUAAAAGUCUGGAGAAAGAAAAGCCAACUCGUGGUACCCGUAGAGGACGUGGCAAAGAUCAUCAUGAGGAUCAUGAAGAGGAUGCUGGAGAACAUGAGCCGGAUCAUAGUACCAGGCGAAAGGCUCCUCUGCAUGGCAGAAGACGUCGUGCCACACACGAACAGGUUGAUGAAGGUGUGGAACACCCAGAAGUACAACAACAGGACAAGCCACACGAAGAAGUGCACGAGGAGGAGGAUGUAACGAAAAAGGGGCGUGGCCGUAGAAGGCCAGCAGCGGCUUCUCAUCCCCCUGAGGCAUCUCACGAAGAGGAAGCUCACGUGGCCACAAAAUCAAAAACAACUCGUCGACGAAAAGAGUCGCAUACCGACGUUGAAGAACUUCCAACUCCUACACCUCCUCAAUCCGUCGAUACUCCCCAAACGCCUCAACGCUUGACAGAAGCAUCAACUGAAACGCAGACUCCUGAUUCAGAAAAACGUGCCCGCAAUGUUCCCCAACGUAAGGCGGCCACCUUGCAUCACAGCUAUGAUGAAACUUCCGACUCCGAGGUACACGAAAAGAAAAAGAAGAAAACCGAAACUUCGCCUCGUAAAGAGUCCGGCAAACAAGUUGAUCCGGUAAAAUCAUCGGAAUCAUCAUCAGAUCAAUCACCUGGCAGCCUUUUAACGGCCCGAGGACGUACCCGUAAACCCACCGCCAGAGUACAACAAUUUUUGGAAGAAGAAAGACUCAAGGCUGAAUCUCCCAAGAAGCGUGGUGCCCAGCCUGCUGCCGAAGUACCAACCAAACGGCAGCCAGCUAAACGAGGUGCGAGUAAAACGGCAACCCCCCUUUUGGAGAGCGAGCAUCCAGAGACACCAGAACCCAGUAAACGCAUUAGAGGUGCCAAACAUUCACAGGAAACAGCCGCGACAAUAGAGACGGAGAGUCAUGAGCAAACUGAUACUCAACCUGAACCUGAAAUUACUUCUCCAUCUCCUGCCACUAGCACGACUGCAACGGCUUCUAGAGCUCGCAAGGGCACACGAAAAGCAAAAGCAGAACAUGAAGAUGUGAGCGAAGAACCACCUGCCAAAAAAUCUCCUCAAAUACUGGAGGCAGAGAAAAAACAAAUCGAACCUCCCGAAGAGUCAUCAUCAACACCUGCCAGAACAACGGGUCGUCGUAAUGCUGCUGCAGCAGCAAAAGUACGGAUGGAAGAAGGUGAGUUGGCGGCCACAGCACUCGAUAAAGUUCUUAAAAAAGCUCGAGCGAAAAGUACACCAGUAAAAGCUGUUCCAAAACAGCAGCCGGCUCCUGCUGUGGAAAUGGUUGAAACUCCAUCGGCGGCAGAACACAAUGAAGCUAACAAAGAUGAACAUCUUGAACAUAAAACCACAUCCAAAAGGGGUGGAGCAGCCGCAGCACGUAAAGCAGCAGCGGCGGGAGCUGCUGAGGCAACAGAUUCACCAGCCGUGCCUGUCAAACGUGGCCGCAAGGCCGCCAAGGACAACACAGCAGCGGCAGCGGCCGAUGAGGUGCAAGUCCUGGAUGCCACGGCCGAAGAAGCUCCAAAACCCACAACCAGCCGAGCCAGAGGUCGUAAACAAACUGCCACGCCCGCUGUUGCAAGUGAAGAACCGGCGACAGAGCCCCAAGAAAAUGCUGCCGAAGAACAAAAGCCAGCGACGACAAAACGCGCAACGAGAGUUCGUCGUAUAUAACUUAAUACAUUUUAGAAACUUAGCUACUAUAUUGAUAGGAUAAGGUUCUUUUUAAAGAUAAUUUAAACGAUUUUUUUUUAUGAAAAUUUGAAAAACGAUGUUAUUCGAGAAAAGACAACAAUUUGGAAUUGGACUUUAUUUUGGUUUUUAAUUCAUCAACUGUGAAAGAGACCCGGCCUCCUUUUUCAGAAAAUUUGUUGCCGCUGCUUAACUGGAUGUUACUUUAUUUGGUAUUUGUUCAUUUUUUUAUUACUACUAUUUAUUAUUUUUUCGUAUUUCUUAUGCAAAUAUUAAUGGCUUUUAGCCAUACUUGUUCUUUUCUUCUUUUAAUGUUAUCAUCUUCUACUCGUCAUGGAAAAAUUUCAAAAGUAAUUUUUUUUCGAAAAAUUGUUCCAUUAUUUACAACUACAUAUUUAAAGAAAAACAAGAAGUAGUUUUUUGUUUUUUUAUAUCUUCUUUUCGUAGCUUAUAAAUAUUAGUGUUUACUUUAAUGUAACUCUUUGGAAACAUAUUAAACAUAUAUAUAAAAAAAUAAAAUAAAUGUAAAGAAUACUUUAAUAUAAA